AUGGAUAUACGGGAAACGCAUGUCAAGAAUCGGUUACAUUACCUUGGCGUUUCAACGGAGAUGGAAUUCUAAGCUUCAAUCCAUUACUUCGCCCGAUACAAUUACCGUGGCUUACUGCCCUUUCAAUCAGAACUCGCCAAAAGAUGCUUUCCUGAUGCAAACACAAGUAGGUCAAAAUAGUUCGGUGAUUGUUUCUUUGCGGAAUGGUGUGCUGUAUUACACGUAUAAUUCUGAACCAAUGUUUCUUGCCGGAACUAAUCUAGCAGACGGAAAAUGGCAUAGGAUAGAAAUCAAGUGGUUGGGAACAGAAGUAUCGCUGUCUGUGGACUAUGGCCAACGAGCCGGUUUGCUGCCAAUGACUCAAAAAAUACAAGGCAUGUACGUCGGCAGAAUAGUGAUCGGAGGUUCAGAGAGCAGCAUUUCUGGAUAUGGUGACUACGGUUUCUACGAAGGUUGCAUACAAGAUGUUCGUGUAGGAGGAACUCAGUCGGUUCUUAAUCGUCCAACCAUCCGAGAAAAUGUGAUUGAUGGAUGUACGUCAAAUGCCAAAUGUCCAGAUAGCUGCCCGGAACAUUCAAACUGUGUCAUUAGUUGGGACGAGGCACAUUGUGAGUGCAUCCACGGCUAUGUUGGAGAAAACUGUUUACCUAUAUGUACGGCCAAACCCUGCUCCGACAAUGGGCAGUGCCGUGCUGAUAUGACAACUAAAAAGGGUUAUCGUUGUCAAUGCAAUAGCACUGCUAAUUCUGGUGACUAUUGUGAAAUCACAACUCAACAACCAUGCCCUGCCGGAUGGUGGGGAGAACGAGGAUGUGGACCUUGCAAGUGUAAUUUGAAGCAAGGUUAUCAUCCCGAUUGUAACAAAUUAACUGGCCAAUGCUACUGUCGUGAGAACCAUUAUCAAAUGGAAAACGACACAUCUUGUCUUCCUUGCGAAUGUUAUGCCGUAGGGUCAUAUGGAAAAUCUUGUACAAACUCUGGUCAAUGUGAGUGCCGAGAAGGAGUGAUAGGAAGGCGUUGUGAUUCGUGCUCUAAUCCAUAUGCAGAAGUAACUCUGAACGGAUGUGAGGUAGUGUAUGAUGCUUGUCCCAAAUCAUUUUCCGCUGGAGUAUGGUGGCCAAGAACAACUUUUGGUGAAAUGGCUGUGGAAAAUUGUCCGUUACCCGCUAGAGGUAAAGGAGUUAGAAAAUGCGAUAUAGAGCAGGAGGAUGGGGCCAACCAGACAUGUUUAAUUGCACAUCCGAAAAAUUCUUGGAUCUUCGAAAGCAGCUAUCUCAGAUUGAAACUGAAGGACUUGAAUUAA
Molecule: messenger RNA, 1303 nt
Organism: Armigeres subalbatus
Lineage: Eukaryota; Metazoa; Arthropoda; Insecta; Diptera; Culicidae
Product: protocadherin-like wing polarity protein stan
Exons: 1
Coding region: 20-1303 (427 amino acids)
Biological process (GO): cell-cell adhesion
Cellular component (GO): membrane
Molecular function (GO): G protein-coupled receptor activity
Source: RefSeq, a predicted model, not a curated record